Molecule: messenger RNA, 3053 nt
Organism: Corapipo altera (White-ruffed manakin)
Lineage: Eukaryota; Metazoa; Chordata; Aves; Passeriformes; Pipridae
Gene: CUL2
Product: cullin 2
Exons: 21
Coding region: 50-2374 (774 amino acids)
Biological process (GO): protein ubiquitination; SCF-dependent proteasomal ubiquitin-dependent protein catabolic process
Cellular component (GO): Cul2-RING ubiquitin ligase complex; SCF ubiquitin ligase complex
Molecular function (GO): ubiquitin protein ligase binding
Source: RefSeq, a predicted model, not a curated record
GUUGUCUGACAAGUUUAAUUCUUCUACAGAUUAACACUAAAGCCCCACAAUGUCCUUGAAACCACGAGUAGUUGACUUUGAUGAAACAUGGAACAAACUUCUAACGACGAUUAAAGCUGUUGUUAUGUUGGAUUAUGUUGAAAGAGCAACGUGGAAUGAUCGCUUCUCAGACAUUUAUGCUUUGUGUGUGGCCUAUCCUGAACCUCUUGGAGAGAGACUUUAUACUGAGACUAAAAUUUUUUUGGAAAAUCACGUACGCCAUUUGCACAAGAGAGUUCUGGAAGCUGAAGAACAAGUACUGGUUAUGUAUCACAGAUACUGGGAAGAGUAUAGCAAAGGGGCAGACUAUAUGGACUGUUUAUACAGGUACCUCAACACACAGUUUAUUAAGAAGAACAAAUUGACUGAAGCUGAUCUUCAGUAUGGCUAUGGAGGGGUGGAUAUGAAUGAACCUUUGAUGGAAAUUGGAGAGCUAGCUCUUGAUAUGUGGAGAAAAUUAAUGAUUGAACCACUGCAGGCCAUCCUUAUUCGGAUGCUCCUCCGAGAAAUAAAAAACCCAAGCACUCCUCCUACAAGGCAAGCUGAAUAUCAACUUAAGCAUUUUUGUUCCAACACAACAGGAAGCCGACAAGAUCUUGAAUUUGAUCGCUGUGGAGAAGACCCAAACCAGAAAGUAAUCCAUGGGGUUAUUAACUCCUUUGUUCAUGUUGAACAGUAUAAGAAAAAAUUCCCCCUAAAGUUUUAUCAGGAAAUUUUUGAGUGUCCUUUUCUGAAUGAAACAGGGGAGUAUUAUAAACAAGAAGCUUCAAAUUUAUUGCAAGAGUCAAAUUGCUCACAGUACAUGGAGAAGGUUUUAGGUAGAUUAAAAGAUGAAGAAAUGAGGUGUCGGAAAUACUUGCAUCCCAGCUCAUAUGGCAAAGUGAUUCAUGAAUGCCAACAGAGGAUGGUAGCUGAUCACUUGCAGUUUCUACAUGCAGAAUGUCACAAUAUUAUCAGACAAGAGAAAAGAAGUGACAUGGCAAAUAUGUAUACUCUGCUUCGUGCUGUGUCAAGUGGUUUACCUCAUAUGAUUCAGGAACUACAAAACCAUAUCCAUGAUGAGGGCCUUAGAGCAACCAGCAAUCUUUCUCAGGAAAAUAUGCCAACUCAGUUUGUGGAGUCAGUUUUGGAAGUACAUAGUAAAUUUGUGCAACUCAUCAACACUGUUUUGAAUGGUGAUCAACACUUUAUGAGUGCCCUUGACAAGGCUUUGACUUCGGUAGUUAACUAUAGGGAGCCCAAGUCGAUCUGCAAAGCACCUGAGUUGCUGGCCAAGUACUGUGACAACUUGUUGAAGAAAUCAGCAAAAGGAAUGACAGAGAAUGAAGUAGAAGACAAACUUACAAGUUUCAUUACUGUUUUCAAAUACAUUGAUGACAAAGAUGUAUUCCAAAAGUUCUAUGCCAGAAUGUUGGCAAAAAGAUUAAUUCAUGGUUUGUCUAUGUCUAUGGAUUCUGAAGAAGCCAUGAUAAAUAAACUAAAGCAAGCCUGUGGUUAUGAAUUUACCAGCAAGCUCCACCGAAUGUAUACAGACAUGAGUGUUAGUGCUGAUCUCAACAAUAAAUUCAACAACUUUAUCAAAAACCAGGACACGAUUAUAGAUUUGGGAAUUAGCUUUCAGAUAUAUGUUCUACAGGCUGGUGCAUGGCCUCUAACUCAGGCUCCUUCUUCUACAUUUGCAAUUCCUCAGGAACUGGAAAAAAGUGUACAGAUGUUUGAAUUAUUUUACAGUCAGCAUUUUAGUGGAAGGAAGCUUACUUGGUUACAUUAUCUUUGUACAGGUGAAGUAAAAAUGAACUAUUUGUGCAAACCUUAUGUAGCCAUGGUCACAACAUACCAAAUGGCAGUGUUGCUUGCCUUCAACAACAGUGAGACUGUCAGUUACAAGGAGCUUCAGGACAGCACACAAAUGAAUGAGAAGGAACUGACAAAAACCAUCAAAUCUUUGCUUGAUGUCAAAAUGAUAAACCAUGACUCAGACAAGGAAGACAUAGAGACAGAGUCUACGUUUUCAUUAAAUAUGAACUUCAGCAGUAAACGAACAAAAUUUAAAAUUACAACAUCAAUGCAGAAAGACACACCACAGGAGAUGGAGCAGACCAGAAGUGCUGUAGAUGAAGACAGAAAAAUGUAUCUCCAAGCUGCUAUAGUCCGUAUCAUGAAAGCACGUAAAGUGUUGCGACAUAAUGCUCUAAUUCAGGAGGUAAUCAGCCAAUCAAGAGCUAGGUUUAACCCAAGUAUCAGCAUGAUUAAGAAGUGUAUUGAAGUUCUGAUAGACAAACAGUACAUAGAGCGAAGCCAGGCCUCUGCAGACGAAUACAGUUAUGUAGCAUGAUGUUGCUAUCCUGCAGGUAUGAUUGUAAGGAGAUCAUUGCUGUCACUGUUUGGUGUGUUCCUGUGGGAAGAGGCAGGCCUGUGCCUCCAUAAUUGGUCACUUGGCAGCCCCUGUUUUUCUGCUGUUUACAACAUCACCAGUGCCAUGUCAUGAGCGUCAAUGAAAAUGCCUAUAGAUAUUUCAAGCUCAUGUCAUUAUGACAUUUCUUAAAACUUUACUAAAAGAAUGAGUGAAGUAUUGCUGAAAUGUGAUGAAUUGGUUGGGUACCAUGCUUUUUUUUUUUUCCCCCUCCCCUUUCACGUUUGCAGUUGAUGUUUUUUAAUGUAUCUUAAGACAAAGUAAAAAAAAAAAAAAAUCACACAAAAAACCUAAAUAUUGUAAUAUGACAGAUAACCUAAUAAUUGUAUCUACAUUAAAAUGUAAAAAAAAAUGACGAACAUGAUACUGCUGCUUGUCAAAUAAAAAAAUAAAGUUAUAUAAUGUGUCUUGAAUGAUUGUAGAGCUGGAUAUAGCAUUAAUGUCUGUAAAUAUUAUUCAGGCCUGAAGAGUAAAAAUAAUGUUAUGUGUUUGGGUUUUGGAUAACCUCAGAAGUAGAUCUGACGUAAGAACUAAUUUAUAUAAAACCAAAUACCAGGUAUGUCAUGUUUGAUGUGAUUAUAAAAAAAAUAUUUAUGGUUAA